AUGGCCCAUCGAUCUUCUACUUCAUCUCCAGAUCGGUCAAGACUUGGCGAUAGUGAUCUCUCAGUUGGAAAAAUGGGUGAGGAUGAGGAAGGUUGCCAGGAUGGCGAGCUUCUUAACAAUCUUGCUGAGUUAGAAGAAGACGAGAAUGAAAAAAAAGAACCAGAUGUCCGCAGAGAAAGAGAUGGGGGAAUUGAAAUUAGCGAUACUGAAGAGUCCGUAGCUCCGAAAGAGCUAAACCAAGUCCAGAGAAGUCUCUGUCCAUCAGUAAAUCUGGAGGUGAGUGGUAGCGAUUUGCUGGAGCCUUUUGCGCGUCCCACUCUUGCCCCAUCUCGAUAUGCUCACUUUGCCUGUGGUCCAGGACAUUCUGGUUCAUCUUUAAAUCAACGUGCAUGUAAGGUUGAUUCAGUGUCAGAUGGUUCUUCCGUUUCUAACUCAUACUCUGUAUGCUUUGGCAGCAACAACAGCACCAUUAACACAGUCACACCUUCCUUUUCCUCCUUCAAUAAUGUAACUGCGGCCACGUCUCCUGUCACCUCUCCUAAAAGGCACAUUUGUAUGAUGCCUAUCUCUUCUACCCGAGAUUGUCGAUUUCCUUCAGUCUCUUUUACUCAAGUUCCUAGUCGAUCUUAUCAGGCCGCUAAUGCUUCCAACUCCACGUCAUUUUGCAAAUCGGUGCACCCCAACUCAGGAGUCAGAGUUCUGCUAUCCACUCGUCUCAAAGAGCGCGCAUUAAAACGCUCCUCUCCAGCAACUCUUGCUACCGCUUCGGCGAAACGGGCACAAACCAGUUCUGAUGCACUUUUGGAUAGGUCUCGACAACAUAUCAGAUAUAAUCCAGUCAUUAUCAGAGACCCUAAAAACGAUCCCUUUUCGAUGGCGGCUGAAGUUUCAGAUCAGGAAAUGGAGACUGCUUCUGUAUCUAUUAAGGGAAAAGUUCAAUUUAAUGAUAUGAAUGAUAAUGGCAGUGAUCCUAAUGACAGGGAUUUCAAAGAUGUGGUGGUGGAGGAAGAAGAAGUGAACAAGAAGAAUGAAGGUAAUCGGGAAAACACUCUUUUUGAUGCUGCAUUACCAGAUUGCAUAGGACACCGCUUCGACUCUCUUGAUUCCAAGGAGGCCGUUGAAUGUAUGUUAGGCUCUGUUGAGAAUGACUUACUUUCUCCUCCUGCAUGCGCAUCAACACGCUCUUUUAUCGUCUCUGGCCAGCCUGAUGUAUGGCCUCUAAAUUCAUCCCACUGCUCUUCUCUUGUAACCACUCCUGCGAUUCAUUCCGUUGGCAGGGGUGGUAGUUUUUUCAUGAGCAGUAAAAUUCGUCGCAUGACUAACCGCAUAUCUGUGGCAUCUGAGAAUCCUAACUUAUCGGCUUUGAUAUCAGACAAUCUUGACUCAUGCCCUGCUACUUGUUCAUCAUCUUCUAAUUCUACUACAACAGCUUCUACCGCCUCUAUGAUGAAUACUGAAAUUGGUGCAUCUGAAUCCGAAGCCUCAUUUGUUUGUGGUAAUUUAGCGAGAUCCACUCGGGGUGCAUUAGCUGGUUCAGGUUUCACCAAAUGGUCAACGUCAAUUCAGCAUCCUGUCCAUAAGAGCUUUCGUUCGUCAACACGCCGUUCCAUUUCAGCCGAGCGACAUUCUACAAUCUGCUCAAGCGAUUCUGUACCUGAUUCUGCCGUUUCUCACCUUCCUAUUGCUGCAUUGCCUAAAUCCCAUGGCCAAUCUCUUAUUGGUAAGAUCUUAAGUUAA
This is a messenger RNA of Protopolystoma xenopodis, 1737 nucleotides long. NCBI's taxonomy places the organism in Eukaryota, Metazoa, Platyhelminthes, Monogenea, Polystomatidea, Polystomatidae. The record is from the annotation of a GenBank genome assembly.